AUGUCAGGUUUAGCUGUCCAAGAUCUUUCUAAGCUAAAGGUCGAGGAGCUUACACCGCUGACCCCGGAGGUGAUUUCCCGGCAAGCCACGGUAAACAUCGGAACGAUCGGGCACGUCGCACACGGCAAGUCGACACUCGUGCGCUCCAUUUCCGGUGUGCAGACAGUUCGUUUCCGCAAUGAACUUGAGCGCAACAUCACUAUAAAGCUUGGGUAUGCUAAUGCGAAGCUUUACCGCUGCGAGCGGCCCGAGUGUCCGCGACCUUACUGCUAUCGAGCGUUCCCAUCGGACGCACCGGACUCGUUACCGUGCGAGGUACCGGGCUGCGGACAGCGACUACGGUUGGAGCGUCACGUGAGUUUUGUCGACUGUCCAGGCCAUGAUAUUCUCAUGGCCACGAUGCUGAACGGAGCUGCAGUUAUGGAUGCGGCGCUGCUGAUCAUCGCUGGGAACGAGAGCUGUCCGCAGCCGCAGACCUCCGAGCAUCUCGCCGCCGUGGAGGUCAUGCAGCUCCGAAGUAUCAUCGUCUGCCAAAAUAAAAUCGACUUAGUGGACGAAUCUGCAGCACGCACACAAUAUGAGCAGAUCAAGAACUUCAUCCGGGGAACUGUUGCUGAGCAGGCUCCAAUCGUGCCGAUCUCCGCCCAGUUGCGAUACAACGUCGAUGUCGUCGUCGAAUACCUCAUUAAACAUGUGCCCGUUCCACGGCGGGAUUUUGUAUCGCCUCCGCGGAUGAUUAUUAUUCGGAGUUUUGACGUGAACAAACCGGGCGAAGACGUAGAGAAUCUACGCGGUGGUGUUGCCGGCGGCUCGAUCAUGCAAGGCGUGCUGCGAGUCGGAGAUCUUAUCGAGAUUCGACCGGGGAUCACCAUCAAGGACGCAGAAGGAAACUUCAAGUGCCAGCCGAUUAUCUCGAAAAUUGUUUCGAUGCACGCCGAGCGCAACGAGUUGCAAUACGCGGUUCCGGGCGGACUCAUAGGAGUGGGUACCAAGAUUGACCCGACGCUUACCCGAGGUGAUCGCCUUGUUGGCCAAGUGCUUGGUGCAGUCGGCACGUUACCCCCGGUUUUCACGGAAAUUGAGAUUAACUUUUUCCUGCUCAGACGGUUGUUGGGCGUUAAAACCGAGGGCGCUGAUGGAGCACGCGUAAGCAAGCUAACCAAAGACGAGAUCCUCAUGGUGAACAUUGGCUCAACAUCUACUGGUGGUCGGGUGCUGGCUACAAAGCGCGAUCUCGCAAAACUGCGUUUGACGUCUCCGGUUUGUACGGAGGAAGGCGAGAAAAUCGCUCUGAGUCGGCGUAUUGAGCGGCACUGGCGGCUGAUCGGCUGGGGUGUCAUCCGACGGGGCACCAAAUUGGAUCUCUAG
This is a messenger RNA of Cyanidioschyzon merolae strain 10D, 1368 nucleotides long. Its product is annotated as eukaryotic translation initiation factor eIF-2 gamma subunit. Gene Ontology annotation, biological process: formation of translation preinitiation complex; positive regulation of translational fidelity. Gene Ontology annotation, cellular component: eukaryotic translation initiation factor 2 complex; cytosol. The transcript has a single exon. Lineage: Eukaryota; Rhodophyta; Bangiophyceae; Cyanidiales; Cyanidiaceae. The coding region runs from base 1 to 1368 and encodes 455 amino acids. The record is from RefSeq and is a predicted model, not a curated record. Gene Ontology annotation, molecular function: tRNA binding; GTPase activity; GTP binding.